Nelumbo nucifera (sacred lotus) is the source of this 2352-nucleotide messenger RNA. RefSeq names its product SNF1-related protein kinase catalytic subunit alpha KIN10-like. Gene Ontology annotation, biological process: intracellular signal transduction; protein phosphorylation. Gene Ontology annotation, cellular component: cytoplasm. Lineage: Eukaryota; Viridiplantae; Streptophyta; Magnoliopsida; Proteales; Nelumbonaceae. Gene Ontology annotation, molecular function: protein serine/threonine kinase activity; ATP binding. The record is from RefSeq and is a predicted model, not a curated record.
GACUCUGAAAGCAGUGCUUUCUGCCUUAGGGCUUUCCAAUUUCCAUGCUGAAAAGACGUUGAAUUGAACCCCGGCCUGAUUAGAUUCGGUUACCAGAGGCCGAGUACGUAAGCCGGUCAUCGUUCCGCAGCUGUGUUUCUUUUGUUUGGCCCAUCUCCGGUCCAUGUGUUCCCUUAAUGAAUUUGAUCUUAUAUUCUCCGGUUCGACGCUGAAUCGAAAGUCUGAGCAUCUCAUACUCUCCAGCGUUUCACAGAACAGCUGUGACGUUGACAGCUUCCAAAAACAAGUCUUCCCCCAUCUUUUUAGCUUGAUUUUUUCAAGAUUAAAUCGAGAAUUUUGAUUUAUCCACGGCAGGCGAUUGGCACAGUAUGCUACUUUUGCGAACUUUCAUGGUUUUUUUUUUUUGGAAAUUCUUGAAUUUCGAAGUCCUCCAAGCUCAAAUUAGCCAUAAUUCCUGUUUCGGAAGAUCGAAUCUGUCUAAGUAUGAAGUCUCUCAGCCCCGUUCUGAACUGACGACGUUCUUUUGGCUCGGGAACUAACAGUGCUCUCCCGGACGAAGUUCUGAUCUCCAAUCGACUUUGAGAUGGAAGGACCAACUGGAAAUAGUGCUAGCACUGUAGAUACAUUUUUACGGAACUAUAGACUUGGGAAGACACUUGGUAUUGGGUCAUUUGGCAAGGUUAAAAUUGCAGAACACAUGUUAACUGGGCACAAAGUUGCUGUGAAAAUUCUCAACCGCCGUAAGAUAAGAGGAAUGGAAAUGGAAGAAAAAGUGAAACGAGAAAUUAAGAUAUUGAGAUUAUUUAUGCAUCCUCAUAUUAUACGACUUUAUGAGGUUAUAGAGACAUCAACAGACAUUUAUGUGGUCAUGGAAUAUGUGAAGUCUGGGGAACUAUUUGACUACAUUGUAGAAAAGGGUAGGUUACACGAGGAUGAAGCUCGCCAUUUUUUCCAGCAGAUUAUAUCUGGUGUGGAGUACUGCCACAGAAAUAUGGUGGUUCAUCGGGACCUCAAGCCAGAAAAUCUACUUUUGGAUUCAAAGUUCAAUGUGAAGAUUGCUGAUUUUGGUUUGAGCAAUGUCAUGAGGGAUGGCCAUUUUCUAAAGACAAGCUGUGGAAGCCCAAACUAUGCUGCUCCAGAGGUUAUUUCUGGGAAACUAUAUGCAGGGCCUGAGGUAGAUGUUUGGAGCUGUGGUGUUAUCUUGUAUGCUCUUCUUUGUGGUACUCUUCCCUUUGACGACGAAAACAUUCCUAACCUAUUCAAGAAAAUUAAGGGUGGAAUUUAUACACUUCCAAGUCAUUUGUCAGCUGGGGCAAGGGAUUUAAUUCCACGGAUGCUUAUUGUUGACCCCAUGAAGCGAAUGACAAUUCCUGAGAUCCGAAAGCACCCAUGGUUUCAGGCACACCUGCCUCGGUAUUUGACAGUGCCUCCACCAGAUACCAAGGAACAAGCUAAAAAGAUUGAUAAGGAUAUUCUUCAGGAAGUAGUUAAUUUGGGAUUUGAUAGAAAACACCUGAUUGAAUCUCUUCAAGAAAGAAUACAGAAUGAGGCAACUGUUACAUAUUACCUGCUCUUGGACAACAGAUUCCGGGUUUCUAAUGGUUAUCUUGGAGCAGAGUUUCAAGAAUCAAUGGAAUGUGGGUUCACUGGCAUGCAUCCUGGUGAAAUGUCAGCUUCCGCCAUUGGGAACCACCUUACAGGAUAUAUGGAUCAUCAAGGAAUUGGAUUACGGACCCAGUUUCCAUCUGAGAGAAAAUGGGCUCUUGGACUUCAGUCUCGAGCCCACCCUCGUGAGAUAAUGACAGAGGUUCUCAAAGCUUUGCAAGAACUGAAUGUUGGUUGGAAAAAGAUUGGGCACUACAACAUGAAGUGCAAAUGGUUUCCUGGCUUUUCUGGGCAUCAAGAAAGCAUGGUCAACAAUGUGGUGCAUGGUAACCAUUAUUUUGGAGAGGAUGAUGGAAUUAUGAGGUCAUCCACUGUGGUCAAAUUUGAAUUGCAGCUAUACAAGACGCGUGAAGAGAAGUAUCUGCUCGAUUUACAGAGGGUGAAUGGGCCUCAGUUCCUCUUCCUGGAUCUCUGUGCUGCUUUCCUUACUCAGCUUCGGGUCCUCUGAAGUAAAGUAACGACCCUUUGAGAGGAUGAGUUCAUGGAAGGUUUCAUGAUGCUUGCUGCUGUAUAUGUGCUGAUUUACUUGUUUUAUAACUGAUGCUGUACAUGUGCUCGACUUGAACAAUACCUGGUGUACUAAGUUUAUCUCCGAUUAAUGACUAAUAGCAAUCAAAGCCGUCUCUGCAGGUAAUCGUACAAGUUGUAAAUUGAAACUUGUAUUAGUUUAGACAUUUCUUUUAUUUA